Messenger RNA from Meriones unguiculatus (Mongolian gerbil), 2412 nucleotides. RefSeq names its product inositol 1,4,5-triphosphate receptor associated 2 (gene Irag2). NCBI's taxonomy places the organism in Eukaryota, Metazoa, Chordata, Mammalia, Rodentia, Muridae. Gene Ontology annotation, cellular component: endoplasmic reticulum membrane. Bases 654 to 2150 code for a protein of 498 amino acids. The transcript has 20 exons. The record is from RefSeq and is a predicted model, not a curated record.
UGUGGGGUACAGGGGUGAGGAGGAGGUGUUAGCAGCUUGCUGGUGAAGGAGGGGGUACAGACGGCCUAACUCGUCUUCCUGGGGUGGAAGGCGCUUGGCCUGCUGCGCCCAUGCACGGCUGCACAAGGGGAGCCCAGGCUUAUCACUUCCCUGGAAGAAAAGCACAUUUCCAGCUUCCUGUGCCGAAGAGCGAGAGCCCAGCGCCCUUCGCGCUGCUCAGACCCAGACUGCCUGUGCACGCGAGACGCCUGGGGCCUGCAGAAGAGCUGAGACUUUGCUGCACGACCGAGAGGAAGUGAUUCCAGAAGACCAGCACCUGCAAACUGGAGGCAUCCAGCCCCUGAGCAUACUCAGGACACUUCCAGGGGCCUUCAGACAGGCCUUUUCUGACCAGGAGUCUCCUCACUAUGAUCACCUGUCCUGCACAGAGAGACCUGGACUUCUAGAGAAAAUUGAUGCCUCACAUCUUGAGGACCUUACAGCAAUCCCAAGGCUAGAGCUCCCGGGUCAGCAGCUCAGCCCAUGCUCCGUGUGAAAGGUCCCCGGAGCAGGAGACACAGGAUGGGGCUUUGGAUGUGACAAGAGGACCCCAAAAGCCACCUCCCCCAGGCCUGCCAGCUCCACACGGGAGGCUCCGGCUAGAUCCCACCAGAAUGGCCGAGGACCUUAGAGUCGAAGAGGAUGGUGUUGGCUGCCUGGACUCUGAGAGCCCACCCCACCUCAGGGAGUACCUCACAGAAGCAUCAGCCGAACACGCUUCAUCCUCAGAGAGCACUGUGACAUCAAGUGAUUCUGGGUCAGACAUUCCGCACAUGGCUUCUGGUGACCUUGAUUGCAAGCCUCUCUGUGAGAAGAAGGAGCAAGCAGGACCAGCCUCUGCCAUGCCAGGCACCAGCCCAGCUCCUGAGAGUACUGCACGGCGAGGCCCCGGGUGUGAGGACAAGGCCGUGUCACACCUGGACACAGGGGAAGAAUCUGAAACAACAGGAGAUGGCCGGAAGGACAGCGCUACAGGAGGUAAGGCAGAAACUGGGCUUUCCACAGCUCCCAAAGCAGCUGUGAGGCUAGCUACCUUGCAGCAGAAUGAAAACACUCCAGCUAACGAGAAGGAGGUGGAGGCAGAAUUUCUCAGGUUAUCUUUGGGGCUUAAGUGUGACUGGUUCACACUGGAGAAGAGAGUGAAGCUUGAGGAGAGGUCCAGGGACCUGGCGGAGGAGAACCUGAAGAAGGAAAUCACCAACUGCUUAAAGCUCUUAGAGUCACUGACUCCCCUGUGUGAAGAGGACAGCCAGGCUCAGGAAAUCAUCAAGAGACUGGAGAAGAGUAUCAUGGUUCUCAGCCAGUGCACGGCGCGUGUGGCCAGCCGGGCUGAGAUGCUGGGAGCCAUCAACCAGGAAAGCCGAGUGAGCAAAGCAGUGGAAGUGAUGAUUCAGCAUGUAGAGAACCUGAAGAGGAUGUACACCAAGGAGCACGCCGAGCUGGAGGAGCUGAAGCAGGCCCUGCUGCAGAACGAGAGGCCUUUCCCCUCCCUGCAGGACGAAGAUGACUGUCAGAUCAAAAAACGUUCUUCUUCUCUAAAUUCCAAGCCAUCUUCUCUUCGGAGAGUGACCAUUGCCUCUUUACCCAGAAAUCUCGGAAAUGUAGGGAUGGUGCCUGGGAUGGAAAAUAGUGACAGAUUCAGCCGGCGGUCAAGCAGCUGGAGAAUUCUGGGCACAAAGCAGAGCGAGCACCGCCCCUCUCUACACCGGUUCAUUAGCACCUAUUCCUGGGCAGACGCUGACGAUGAGAAACGUGAAGCCAAAGGCAGAGAUGCCCCAGAACAGCCAGGAGAAGAGGCAGUGGGGAGGACCAGGAAGCCCAGCCUUUCUGACAGGAGCAGCCACCCACCCUGGGACAGCAGAACCGUCUGCAGCUCAGUGGCCUCCUGGGCAGCUCACCUGCAGGCGUCCUUCCCAAGGAGCAGCAGAGCACUGUGGCUCUCCAUGGUCUUCAUCCUGCUGUGUGCGGCGCUGAUGAGCCUACUCACAGGCCCACUCUUCCAGGCAGCUGUGGAGGCUGCCCCCUCGCAGGAAGGGGACACCUGGCCGUCUCUGGAGCAAGUCCUGUGGCCAUUUACUAGACUCAGGCACAACGGGCCUCCGCCAGUGUGACUGCCCCACAGUUGACUGUCCCUUCUGGUUUUAGCGUUUCCCUCUGAGAUUUGUAAACUAGUAACUUUCUAGUGAUUGUGGUGCAAAACUAGGGUGCUCAGAGCAGCUGACAUCUUUUCAUUCCCCAACUGGAGCACAGGGAGUCCGUCCCACCAGGAAGGAGAGCCCACCUGGGCUAUUUUAAUGAGUUUCCUGAGAGGGAGAGAUGAUUCUUUAUUGCAAUAUAUCAAAAUAAAGACCAUUCAGAUCUUUCUGCAGAGAA